CACCGUCUCAAUAAAAAGGCGAGAUAAAUGAGAGAGAAAGUUAGGAUAGAGACUCCAUAAGAUAGAGAGUCAGUGAAUGAGAAAGAUUUGUGGGUGUGUUUAUAUAUACUGCAUUGGAUCCUUCGCCGAAGUGGGUCGUCAAAAGCCUCUCUCCCUUUCCUUUUCUCUCUGUCAAUCUCUUUCUCCAUCAGAAACAUCUUGAGAGCUAAAUUCCAAAGAAAAGCUGCGAGAGAAAUAAGAGAACAAACAAGGAAGAUGGUGAUGUGAUGAAUUAAACUCUUUGGCGUUUUCGUUCCUAUAUCGAUAUCAAGCUUCUUUCUUCUCUUUCCAGGCUUUUUUCGACUAGUACGAGUUCUUGUUUUUUCUUUUGUUUGCUUUCAUUAAUUAGCGCAUGAUCGUCUCUGAUCUUUAUUCUUUGUCCUUCUUGACCCUAGAUUAAAACCAUGGGCGAGUCCAAUUCUGAUAAGUUUCUCUCUGAGAAAGAUCCAAGUAGUACCAUGGAAUUCAAUUGCUCGGUUAGACCUCCUUUAGAAUCCCAAAAAGAUCAGUGCCAAACUGCACCUCUUCAAGAUGCUGAUGAUGAGCCUCAACAAAAAGAAGAGAGAGUACCAAAAGAACAAGACCAGCAACAACAAGAAGUAGAAGAUAAAUACAUGUUGGAGGUCUCCCCAGUGAAGUCAAAAUUACCGUCUUUAGGAGAAUUCAAUGUUCAUGAAGAUGGUGAGGUUCAUGAAAAGGGUGCGGUUCAUGAAAACGGUGAUGAAGAAAACAAUGAUGGGUUCAAGACUCCAACUUCUUUGGAUCACAAAAUUCCUAGCCUGCUCAAAUGCCCACCUGCACCAAGAAGGCCAGGAUAUCUCCAAGCACCAAAACGAAAAGAUAAUAUUCCCCAGACAAUCCUACUUGAUUUGACAAAAGAGAUUGAGGCUUUGUUUCCUCCAGCUUUUCUUGCAGAUCUAGGCAAGAAGAUUAAGAAAGCCAGACAAGGAAGUGACUUCGAAUGAUAUGAUCAUACAUCAUAUAUUUCUGUGAAGAACAAAGAUUAUGUUUUUUCUUCUUUUUUUUUUUAGUUCUCUUCCUUUUUGUGUGGACAUUUCCACAUGAAGAUGGCAUUCUAUCUUCGGUAACAGUGAUCGGUAUUCUAUCUUAGGUAACAGUGAUUGGUAUUCUAUCUUAGGUAACAGUGUUCUCUCAAUAUCAUCAAUGCCAUAUUCAGCUUCAUUUUAA
This is a messenger RNA of Theobroma umbraticum, 1227 nucleotides long. RefSeq lists its product as uncharacterized. NCBI's taxonomy places the organism in Eukaryota, Viridiplantae, Streptophyta, Magnoliopsida, Malvales, Malvaceae. The record is from RefSeq and is a predicted model, not a curated record. Gene Ontology annotation, cellular component: nucleus. Gene Ontology annotation, biological process: regulation of DNA endoreduplication.